CUUCUCCUAUUUCUCUAACUUCCUUCCCAAUUUACAACUACACCUCACUCACUUCCCGGGGUUGCUUCACCAAAUUUUCAUACCCAUUUUACUCGUUUCACAAAUCAUUGCUUAAUAGUUCAGCAUUUCUGUUUCCCGAAUCCUUUUUUGGCGGUGAAAAAGCACCUUUUGUGUGUGAUGGUUUUGCGGAUUUGAUGAUUGAGUUUCAGGAGAAGUCUCUCGAGAGCUGAGUGGAAUCUGUGUUGCUAAUGGAGGCGGAGACAGUUCGAGCGGAGAAUCGGAGCCUCAGGUUCGACGCGGUGUCCAUGGAGAGAAGUAAGAGCUUUGUUACUGCAUUACAGGAUCUCAAGAACCUCAGGCCCCAACUAUACUCUGCUGCAGAAUACUGUGAGAAGUCUUACCUUCACAGCGAGGAAAAACAAAUGGUGUUGGACAAUCUUAAGGAUUAUGCUGUACGAGCUCUAGUGAAUGCAAUCGACCACCUUGGUACUGUUGCUUACAAGCUGGGUGAUAUCCUGGAACAACAGACGUCGGACAUCUCAUCAAUGGAGCUGAAAGUUACUUGUCUAAAUCAGCAACUGCUUACAUGCCAAAUAUAUACGGAAAAAGAAGGUCUUAGGCAGCAGCAGUUAUUAGCUAUCAUCCCAAGGCAUCACAAACAUUAUAUCUUGCCAAAUUCUGUGAACAAGAAGGUGCACUUUAACCCACAUAUACAGACUGAUCCUAGGCAACCUGCACUAGCAAGAGCCCGUCUUUAUCAUGCAGGUGCUACAGCCGCAAAAACUCUCUCUUGGCAUUUAGCAUCUGAAACCAAAUCAACUUUGAAAGGCUCUGUACGCAGUAUUAUAAGCAAUGAAAACUCGCAAACAUAUGGGAGAACUUCUUGGCCGCCCAGCAUGUCAGAUAUUGAAGAGAACACACGGAUGAAAUCCACACCAGCUUCAAGUGCAGCGAUGCAAAAACUGGGUGUUGUUCAACAGGAUGCUUUUGAGGGCUCAAAACCUCUGACUCCAUUCCGGUCAUUUGACAAUCUUACACAAAGAGAAAUAGUUCGACCCCCUGUUCGCAGCAGGAGUGUGCUCUCAGCUUUCUUUGUCAAGCAAAAGACGCCAAAGUUGAGGACGGGCGCAUAAGUGCAUAACUCCUUCACCAAACUAUAAUCUAGGACGGGCGCAUAAGUGCAUAACUCCUUCACCAAACUAUAAUCUAGAUCGUUUCAGCUUUUGCAUCAGGUUAGAGUCUAUGGAUAUGGACAUCUUCUUUUGAUCAAUCAUUAACUAGUAGUUGGCUGUAUCUUAUUAUCCAAUCUUUCCCUGUUGUGCAUCAAUAAACUAGCAGUCAGUCUGGGUAGAAUGUUGAGCCUUUUCUUUUCUUGAUGUUAUAUGUUAUCUCCUACAUUGUGUUAUAUUUUGUAGUAUUAACAUAACUUUCUGUAUUUUCUAAUCAUUUUGUGUUAAUAAUAAAUGUGUCUUGAUAA
This is a messenger RNA of Salvia splendens (bonfire salvia), 1477 nucleotides long. Its product is annotated as protein ABIL1-like. Bases 249 to 1133 code for a protein of 294 amino acids. NCBI's taxonomy places the organism in Eukaryota, Viridiplantae, Streptophyta, Magnoliopsida, Lamiales, Lamiaceae. The record is from RefSeq and is a predicted model, not a curated record. The transcript is spliced from 9 exons.